AUGGUGGUUGUGGUGGUGGAGAUUGAUGAUCUAAAUGUAGAUCUGAUUGGGUUUACUAUCCAGGAAAGGUUAGUGUGUUUUCCCUUAAUGCUCAAAGCAGCUACAUACCAAGAUCGCCAUGUUGAAGGAUUAAUAGAACAAGAUAAUACUGAUUCUAUGCAUGAUGACAAUCUUGAUGUUGUUGACCUUGAAGCUUCAACACCAUCAUCCAGUACGGGGAAGCGCCUUAUAGGUAUUGAUGCCAACACUUAUUCUUUGGAGUGGACUUCUUCAAAAACUGGUGCUAUUCCUGCUACCUUGAAAAUCCCAAAGUUGGAAAAGUUGGACUAA
Lactuca virosa is the source of this 330-nucleotide messenger RNA. NCBI's taxonomy places the organism in Eukaryota, Viridiplantae, Streptophyta, Magnoliopsida, Asterales, Asteraceae. The record is from the annotation of a GenBank genome assembly.